UCCGUGAAACCCGACGACAUCAACCCCCGAACGGGGCUGGUGGUGGCUCUAGUCAGCGUCUUCCUGGUGUUUGGCUUCAUGUUCACCGUGUCUGGCAUCAAGGGAGAGACCCUGGGGGACAUCCCGCUGCUGGCCAUCGGGCCGGCCAUUUGCCUGCCAGGGAUCGCCGCCAUCGCCCUCACCAAAAAGACCGACGGCUGCACCAAAUGUCCCGAGGACGAGUGUAUGUGCUGCAAGGAAGUCGAGGACCGGGACAGCAUAGAGUUGCUGAGGACCCCCUCGGACCUGGAGUCUGGCAAGGGGAGUUGUGAUGAGCUGGCCAAGAAAGCAUGCCAGAAGGACAGGAAGGUGCGGUGGGGUGAGAACUGCACAACCAUCUGCACCGCUGCCACCAUCACCACCAUGGGAGAGCGCAAGAACUUCAUCAAAGAGGUGGAGCAGGAGGACAUGCUGAGAUACCUGGAGACCUGUUACCCAGAGAUGCCAGAGAACGUGUUCAUGGGAGAGGGGUCCGCAUACAGUGCCUUGGAGAAUAAGAGCUGUUCUCUCACCAAGGACAGCACCGCACGCCCAGACGUUGAAGACAACAUUUUUGUUGCUCCUAAAGACAGUAUCAUUGUCUGCUCUUACAAGGAGAGCACUCCUUAUGACAGAUACUGUUGUUACGUAAACUCUACUGGAGUCAGCUCAGACCAGGAGACCAUAGUGUGA
Balearica regulorum gibbericeps (East African grey crowned-crane) is the source of this 711-nucleotide messenger RNA. It is a transcript of the gene TMEM215, whose product is annotated as transmembrane protein 215. The record is from RefSeq and is a predicted model, not a curated record. NCBI's taxonomy places the organism in Eukaryota, Metazoa, Chordata, Aves, Gruiformes, Gruidae.